This is a messenger RNA of Calliphora vicina (urban bluebottle blowfly), 676 nucleotides long. It is a transcript of the gene SmD2, whose product is annotated as small ribonucleoprotein particle protein SmD2. Gene Ontology annotation, biological process: spliceosomal snRNP assembly; RNA splicing. The transcript has 2 exons. Gene Ontology annotation, cellular component: precatalytic spliceosome; U4/U6 x U5 tri-snRNP complex; U2 snRNP. The record is from RefSeq and is a predicted model, not a curated record. Lineage: Eukaryota; Metazoa; Arthropoda; Insecta; Diptera; Calliphoridae. Gene Ontology annotation, molecular function: RNA binding. Bases 141 to 500 code for a protein of 119 amino acids.
AAAAGAAAGACUGCAAAAAUCACAAACAUCUACGAGAAAAGAACAAGUUUUUUUAAACGUUUACAACAAAAUCUAACAAAAUAUUGUAAUAUUUCUAGUGAAUUUUAAUAAAAAUAAACUUAUUAAAUUAAAUCCACAAUAUGGCUCUCGUGAAACCCAAAUCUGAAUUGACUCCCGAAGAGUUGGCUCGCCAAGAAGAGGAAGAGUUCAACACGGGACCUUUAUCAGUGCUCACCCAGUCAGUAAAAAACAAUACUCAGGUCUUAAUUAACUGCCGCAACAAUAAAAAACUGUUGGGCAGAGUAAAAGCCUUCGAUCGCCAUUGUAAUAUGGUAUUGGAGAAUGUCAAAGAAAUGUGGACGGAAAUACCACGUACGGGAAAGGGCAAAAAGAAGGUGAAACCUGUGAACAAAGAUCGUUUCAUAUCAAAAAUGUUCCUACGGGGAGAUUCAGUUAUACUGGUAUUAAGAAAUCCCUUGGCCACAGCUGCCGGAAAGUAAAAAGUGAAGUGUAAGAGAACAGUUUAAUUUUUAAGUAAUUAAUUCGAAAGGAAAACUCAUGGUGGAACGUACUAGCAAUGUUGUACCAUGGGAAAACUGAAUUUUUAUAUUAGUUUUUUCCAUUUACUUUGUGUAAAAAUAUGAAUAAAUUUUUAUUUUAAAAAAUUUUAAUAAAA